This is a messenger RNA of Lachancea meyersii CBS 8951, 969 nucleotides long. NCBI's taxonomy places the organism in Eukaryota, Fungi, Ascomycota, Saccharomycetes, Saccharomycetales, Saccharomycetaceae. The record is from the annotation of a GenBank genome assembly.
AUGCCAGAACCAUUGCUCACGUCGAUAGUAGCUGGAAGCACAGCAGCUGUUUUCCAAACCACGAUAUCAUACCCCUUCGAGUUUCUCAAAACUGGUCUCCAACUACACCGGUCGCAAGCUGGGGCUGCGCCUUUUGAGAUGAUGCUCCAGUUAAAGACCUAUUUCGCAGGCUGUGCCGCACUGAACAUCGGUACGCUGCUGAAAACCGCGACGCGGUUUACCACCUACGAGAGCGCAUGCGAGCUUCUACGAGACAAGGAAAGCAGUUCCAAGACUAUCAGCGGACCACGUUUGCUUGCAGCAGGCGUUAUAACAGGGUUUAUGGAAUCGCUGCUGGUGAUACCGUUCGAGAACAUCAAGACCACAACGAUCGAAAACGCACUGGCGUCGCCUGUAACGAAGCCUACAGAGCCCGCAACCGACGCGAGGCCGACGUUUCACAAUCUCAAACAGACUGCCCUGCAUCCACGCCAGAAAUGGUUUCUUCAUUACGAAUCGCACCCAUCCGCACACUUCUUUUCCACAAUCCAGGAAAUCUACCGCACCAGGGGCGUUCGGGGGUUUCUGCAGGGCUCUAUGCCUACAAUAAUUCGCCAAACAUCUAACUCUGCCGUCAGAUUCACAACUUACACAACACUAAAACAGCUCGUAUCGCCAAACAAACCUCUCACCGAAUACUAUGCGUUCGCCCUUGGACUGGUCUCUUCGUGCGCAGUAGUCGCCGUCACCCAACCAAUCGACGUCGUCAAAACUCGUAUGCAAUCCAAGUACGCAUGGCGCUUGUAUAAAAAUUCUCUGAACUGCGCAUAUAGGACGUUUGUCGAGGAGGGCAUCACCAAGCUAUGGAAAGGCUGGGCGCCUAGGUUGAUGAAAGUUGGCUUGUCGGGUGGAGUGUCCUUUGGCGUUUUUCAGUACGUUGAAAACCUCAUGAACUCCAUGGACAAGCAAGCCAGCAUGGGGCAUGACUGA